AUGCAAGUCAUCGGUGCUGGAGAACUGGGCUACGAAGUCCUGCGUUUCCUGACCCAGCACCCAAACUGCCACGGUGCGACUCUGUCGGUGUUGUUGCGUCCAGCAAGCGUUUCCUCAGAGAAUCCCUCAAAACAGAAGGAGCUGGACCGACUUCGACAAAUGGGUGUUCACAUUGUACUGGGCGAUAUUGUCGAAAACGCACAGAAUGCCCUCGUGCAAGACCCGGAGAAUUCUUUACUGAAGUACCAGAUUGUUUUUGGCCAGGGUCGUGGAGUUUCCUGGGACUUGUCGACGACAUGGAACCACCAGCGGGGAAUACGCGCAACGACGGCAGAAGAUUGGGCCAAGGACAACCUGGCGUGA
This is a messenger RNA of Aspergillus tanneri, 363 nucleotides long. RefSeq lists its product as uncharacterized. The transcript is spliced from 3 exons. The record is from RefSeq and is a predicted model, not a curated record. The coding region runs from base 1 to 363 and encodes 120 amino acids. Lineage: Eukaryota; Fungi; Ascomycota; Eurotiomycetes; Eurotiales; Aspergillaceae.